AUGAUGGGAGAAAAUAAAAGGGCUUUGUUAUAUCUGAGUAAUCACUCAGACAAUAUACGAAGCGUAAAAUUUUUUAAGGAUAAUUUAUUAAUAUCUACUUGCGAUUGUGGAGUUGUUACUAUAUGGAAUUUAAGUGAUAAAAGAAGUGUUGGAAAAUAUAAGGUAUCAAAUCAUAGUGCAUUUUAUGCAUCUGCAUUUGAUAAGGAACAAUUUUUUGUGAAAACAAAAGAAGGAUCGGUAAAAUUAUGGAAUUUGAAUUAUGAUUAUUGUGUGAUGAAAUUAGAUACUAAUAAUUUUAGUUAUGCGAAACCGUAUUGUGUAAAUGGUAAUAUAGUUACACCUAUAAAUCACGAUGGGGAUAUUGCCAUAUGUGAUAUGAGGGAAAAACAUGAUUUGUUGCUUCAUACUGGUGAGAAUAAAAAUAUAGAAAAUAAAAUCCCAUGCAAGGGUAAGUUAACUUCCCUAAGUAGAGAUAACAAAAAUAUAAAUUGUAGUAUCGAAAAGUAUGCCAAGAGUAAAGUGACAGAAGAAGAUGUAUUUUGUAAUAAUAAGUGGGAUAAUUUGAAGACAGGAAAUAAUAACAAAUUGGUUAUACACUUUGAUGAAAUAAAGAAAAAAGUUGGACAGAUCAAAAUUUUAAGUUUCUGUGAAAAACAGCAUGAAUACAAACAUGUUUUGAACACUGAUUUGAAUUUGAAAUUGUGUAAUAACAUUUUGGAUAUUUAUCCAGUUCCAUUUUUUGGAGAGACGUAUAUGAUAGCAUGUUAUGAACCCUCCGUUUUUUUCAUCUACGAUUUUAGAAUGACAAACCAAUUUGUUUCAAGUUUUAUGAUAGAUGUUAAGGAAAAUGUUUUAAGUUAUCAUAUAAACAAAAACAACUGUUUAGUUAGCACUAAUAAUGGUUCAGUAUACUCCCUACUGCUUGAUCAAAAUGAACAGACUUAUAUAACCAAAAAGGCACAUACAAAUGACAACAUGGAUAAUAUAGUUAUAAGAGCAGAUAGCAAAAUAUUUAUUUCCACUACAAAUAACUGUACUAUUAAUAUAUGUGAUUUAAGUCAAAUGAAAAAAAUAGACUAUAUUUCAACGUAUAAAUUUAACUAUUUCAACUUCUUAGACUUUCAUCCUUUUUCAGGUUUUUUCGCUGCAGCAGAACGGAAUAAAAUUUCCCUUUGGGUAAAUCACGCUCUCAGCUUUGAAUUACCAAAAAGAGGUAAAGAAUUGCUACCUGCUUUAUGA
Molecule: messenger RNA, 1239 nt
Organism: Plasmodium gonderi
Lineage: Eukaryota; Apicomplexa; Aconoidasida; Haemosporida; Plasmodiidae
Exons: 1
Coding region: 1-1239 (412 amino acids)
Molecular function (GO): protein binding
Source: RefSeq, a predicted model, not a curated record